Microdochium trichocladiopsis is the source of this 3192-nucleotide messenger RNA. RefSeq lists its product as uncharacterized. The transcript is spliced from 3 exons. Gene Ontology annotation, molecular function: RNA polymerase II cis-regulatory region sequence-specific DNA binding; DNA-binding transcription factor activity, RNA polymerase II-specific; zinc ion binding. The coding region runs from base 179 to 3073 and encodes 964 amino acids. Lineage: Eukaryota; Fungi; Ascomycota; Sordariomycetes; Xylariales; Microdochiaceae. The record is from RefSeq and is a predicted model, not a curated record. Gene Ontology annotation, biological process: positive regulation of transcription by RNA polymerase II; negative regulation of transcription by RNA polymerase II.
GACGGCUUCAACAGCGACGCCGCACAAUCGCCGACGCCCACCGCCGCCUCAACCAAUCCAUGACGCCCUGAGCGCUUCUUGCUCAUAAUCCGUCACCGGCAAGACUCACAGAUCGUGGGACACGCGCGCAUUCGUGCCGGGCGUGCCCAAGACAAGUCACCCAGCCGCUUCUUCUGGCAUGGCAAUGGUAAUGACGCCGUUCGCCAUGGAAGGCUCUCCAUACACCAUGCACACCACCACAGCAGAGCACGAUUUCCGCUUCCCCCGGAGGCCACUGGGCCACAAUAACCCGGCCCAGCCGCCGCAGGCUCGAAAGCCUGCUGGCUUCGAGGCUGGCGGCAUGAUGGGCGGCGCCGACUUGGGCCUUUCGGACCCUGUUGACACUGCGACGCACAGCAUUCUGCAGACCUCCAUGUUCCCCGCGAUGCAGAAUGGACUGGGCGGCCAGGAGCAGAGUUUUGAGGACAUGCGACAGAAUGACCCUCUCGCAACCCAGAUAUGGAAAUUCUUCAGCAGGACGAAACAGAACCUCCCCCACCAAGGGCGUAUGGAGAACCUGACGUGGCGAAUGAUGCACGUCGAUCUGCGCAAGCAGCAGGAAGAGGCCAAAGCCAGGAAGGCGCAGGCCAAUACACUAUCUGUGCCCCAAGGCACCGCCAAUGGCCCAAGCGGCAUUGCGCAGCUACGCAAGACGUCAGACCAGAAUCUUGCGCAGCAGAAUGAUCCAAUGAACCUGGAUGACUUCAUUUUCCCCGAAAAUGUGUCCUCUCCCACUGGUCUUGAGACAUCGCCGUUGGCCACAGAGGGUCACCAGCCAGGUGAUGAUGGCCACGAGUACAACACGAUGGGGGCUGGCCCCGGUGCCAUCUCCAUCAAGUCUCGUAAGGCUCCGUCGGCCCAGGCGUUUGUUCCUCAGUCUGUACCUGUGGCGCACCAUCAGAGACGCCAGGAUGAGUUUGGCUAUGUUACUCGGCAUCACCGCAAAACAAGUAUCGACGAUCGUCGGACCCGGCCACUGAAGCGGCCCGCUGAGUUUUCCCCGCAUGUUUCCGCUCUUACGAGCAACUCGAUCAGCCACGAUUUCGAGGCCGAUUCUGACCUUCAUGAGUACUCGUUGGACCACCAGCCUAUGGACCAGACACACUCCUCCUCAGUUCCUCACAUGUCCCAUUCUGGUGUGCCAUUCUCUAUCGAUACCUUUGGUAUGGGUCCCGACCCCAUCCUUACGUCUGCUGGACCGCUCCAGCAGAACUUCUCCUUUUCGCCGUCUGCCUCACCAAUGGUAGCACACAAUGGUUACAACAGCAUGUACAACCACCCCAGUGUGGGCCAGAACUCCAUGACUGGCGCAGACUAUUACUCGCCCCCAGGCUCUGCGUAUCAGUCCGCCGUGUCGACACCACACCCCAUGGCCGAGAACGAGAGCAUGUUCUUUAAUUCGCUCGAAGGACGCCAGCAACGUUCGCAAGGUUACCGCACGGGGCCACCACAAGUCAGCAACCCCAUGGGCCAGCAGUUCAUGUAUCCACCCAGCGGCAAUUCGAUGUUGCCGCCUUCGACCACUGGUGUCGAUACCUCGGCCACUCCGUUUGCUUCUAAUGACGGCUUCGGCAACGUUGACCCCAACACCAUCUUCCAGUCUGAACAUUCCAUGAGGUCUCCUGGAGUUGGUAUGAUGCAAGAGAACAUGUUUUCUUUCGGCGCUGAUUCGGACAACGAGGAUGAGGACGGGGGCGCGUUCCCAGACCGCAACCUGGGCAUGCACCAGAGUUUCUCGCCUGGCGAUGAGUCGGGCAUGGACAUGAACACGAAUAGCUCAAUGGGAUGGGAUGCCUCUUUGCCUGGCCAAUUUAGCACGCAGGCUGCUCGAUACCCUGGAGGACCACCUCGCAAACAAGUCACUAUUGGUGGCACGACCUUGAAUGAGCACAGCGGUGAGACCCAGGGAGAAUGGGACAAUAAUGUGGGCAACCUUCCACGGACACAAUCAUUCCGCUCCAACGCUGAUCGACGACAACAGAAGAUUCCUCGCACAGCUUCCACCCCAGGUGCAAACUUGGGUAGGGGCAACCCGUUCGACCGACUCGCGCAGUCUACGCCCAAUUCGCCGCCAACCGAUAAUGCUGGUAACAGGUCUGGUUACUCUUCUGUCGCACCGAGCCGGCCUUCGUCUCCGCCCCCGCCCGGCUCGAAACAGGGCUCUGCCACCAACCUACAGGCCGCCGGAGCAGGUGACAGCAGUGCCCCCACCACAUGUACCAACUGCUUCACACAGACCACGCCACUGUGGCGGCGGAACCCGGAAGGCCAACCACUUUGUAAUGCCUGUGGUCUUUUCCUCAAGCUUCAUGGUGUCGUCCGUCCGCUCAGUCUGAAGACUGAUGUGAUCAAGAAGCGGAACCGAGGUUCCGGCGCUUCACUUCCCGUUGGAGGCUCGUCUUCUCGCUCAAAGAAGGGUGCUGGCAACUCUGGAACAACUUCCGGGCCAGGCUCGCGGAAGAACUCGACCAUGACCCUCUCAACUGGCACAGGCAAUACACAGGCUGUGACUCCACCAACCACUGGAGUGGCAAGCAGCGGUCAUGAUGGUGACAGCCCUGCAAGUGCCAGUGGUGGCGGCGUGCAUACUGCCGGCAGCACGCCUAGUUACGCUGGUUCCGUGGGUGGGGCCAUUGGCGGGAAAGGAGUUGUUCCCAUUGCUGCGGCGCCACCCAAGAACACUCCUGGGCCUGGAGCCGCCUCUCAGUCUCGGGGUGCGAGCUCAAGUAGCAGCUCGAAGAGGCAAAGACGCAGCAGCAAAGGUGCCAGCCAACAGGAAUCCAUGGAUGUCGACAGUCCCGAGAACUCUACUGGCUCAAACGACGCAGCACGGUCAGUCAGCUCCACCAACAGCUUUGGUCUGCCUAGCGCUCCCAGUCUUGGCGGGCUUGCCAACGGAUUCGGUAUGACUCAAAGGCCCGUGAUGGGCACGAACAUGAUGGGAAUGACCGGCCUCCCUCAUAACGGCAUGAUGGGUCCUGCUGGGGCUGGGGCCGGCCCUCAGGAAUGGGAAUGGCUCACGAUGAGUCUCUGAACAGCCUUCACGAAACCGCACAUCUUUUCGAAGCAUGCCUCCGCUUUCGCGCAGAAAGCACUAAUACCUCGCCAAAGUCAAGGCUCAUGGCACAACUACGAACUUUGCGGUGGCUUUAA